AUGGCUACCCCUAGUGUCCUAGCUUUUGACGAUGAGGGUCGAGCCAUUGACUUUGAGGUCUGGGUAGACGACCUGCAGUUGUUUUUACAGUGCGAUAGGGCAGACGGCCUCUCUCUCUUUGACCUUACCUCUGGCGCCUCUCCUGCUCCUGCUGCUGAUGCUGAUCCCACUGUGCGCUCUCAGUGGGCCACCCGCGAUGCUGCUGCACGUCUUGCUGUGCGUCGCCACCUCCCUACCUCUGAGCGCGCGCACUUUAGUCAGUACAAGAGUGCUCAGACCUUGUACGACGCUGUAGUUGCGCGCUACUCCUCCCCUGCCACUGCUGCACUGAGCCUCGCGCGCCUCCCUGACUCCCUUCGCGUCGUCAGGGACCACUUUCUCGCAGUCUGUCCCACCACCCUCACCGUCGACCUCCUCGAGAAGGCCCUACUCGCAGCGGAGAAGAGCAUAGUCGCUGUAGGUGCUUCUCGUGGUGACCCUCGCACCCCCAUCUUUGAGGGGUGCUCUCCUUCCCCCUUGCUGCCCUCUGUUGCCUCUGCUGCUGCUGCCGACCUGCUUGGUCUUGAGUCGGUCGGCGCGGCGUCUGCCCCUAGUGGGAGACGUCGCUCCAGCAAGGGCAGGGGGGGCGAGGGCGCGGGUGGAGCUGGAGGGGGCGGUGGCGGUGGCGGCGGUGGCGGCGGAGGGAGUGGGGGUGGCGGCGGGACUAGUGGCGGGGGUGGUGGUGGUGGUGGCAGCAGCGGCGGAGACGGUGGUGGUGGUGCCAGCGGUGGUGGUGGAGGCAGCGGCGGAGGUGGAGGCGGCGAAGGUGGAGGCGGUGGAGGCGGCAACGGAGGUGGCGGUGGUGGUGGAGGAGGUGGAGCUGGUCGGGGUGGUAUCCAACAGCGUAGCGGCGGUGGUGGUGGCCAGCGCUCGCAGCGGCAGCAGCAGCAGCGCUCGCGGGACAUCCCUCCGCCUCAGCAGCUUCGUGAGUGGUACGCUGGGCGUCAGAGGGGUGGGGGUACUGGUCCCUGCACCUACGUUCUUCGUUCCGGCGACCGCGCGGGUGAGCAGUGUGGGGGUGCCCACGCCGCCCAGCGCUGCUUUGGCCGCCUGACGGACGCUUGGCGUCAGCAGUUCCCUGGGGCUAGUGAGAUCCCUCGCUGGGAUGAGCUUCUUAGGGCUGGUGUAGCGAUCUUUGAUCUUGAUUUUGAUGCUAUCCUUGCUGCUAUGUAUGCUGUGACUUAUAGUGAGGAGAAUGAGGGUUACCGGUGUUUCCAGCCCGACCCGGGCAUUGGUACUGCUGCACUAGGUGCUUGUGAGGCUGCUGCUCUAGGUGCCAGUGCGUCUGCGCUCUCAGGUACUGGUGAGACUGCGCUCUCAGGUACUGUGUCGUCCUCGUCCUCCCUCACUUUCACACUUGACUCCGGGGCUUCUCGCUCCUUCUUUCGAGACCGCACUACCCUUACGCCACUCGGCCGGCCGGUUGCAGUCUCCCUUGCUGACCCCUCUGGGGGUCCUGUCCUGUCUCACUUCUCCACUGUCCUCCCGUGUCCGGCUGCCCCUUCGGGCACCCUGUGUGGUCUGUACCUUCCCUCGUUCUCUACAAACUUGGUGAGUGGCGCGGACCUGCAGGAUGUGGGGGUUCACCAGUUCACUCCUGCGAGUCAGCGGGUGACCCACUGCACGGAGGCACGCACAGGCCGACACCUGGCCACGUUCUCGCGUUGGCCGGGGUCGAGUCUCUACACCCUGACCGUUGAGUCUCCUCCUGUCCCUGCGUCUGGUCAGGUGGCUGCGUCAGGUCAGGUGCUUGCUGCUGCGUCCCGGUCAGGACCUUCCUGUGUCCCCUGUGUCGAGGGUCGCCUCCGGGCUACUCCUCACUCCUCCCACUUCCCCCCGACAGAGGCUCCCCUGCAGACGCUUCACAUGGAUGUGUGGGGCCCAGCCCCCGUCCGUGGGCAGGGUCACGAGCGCUACUUCCUGUUGGUGGUUGACGACUACUCGCGUUACACCACAGUCCUCUCCUUGCGCAGCAAGGGUGCGGUCACUGAGGUGCUGAUCGACUGGAUCCGCGAGGCUUGUCUCCAGCUCAGGAAGAGCUUCAGCUCGGACUUUCCUGUUCUGCGUCUGCAGUCGGACAGAGGCGCAGAGUUCUCUUCUCGCCUUCUGCGAGACUACUGUCGUGCACGGGGGAUCCGCCAGACCUUCACGCUUCCGGACUCACCACAGCAAAAUGGGAUUGCUGAGCGCCGCAUUGGCAUGGUCAUGGAUGUCGCUCGUACGUCCAUGAUGCAUGCGGCUGCCCCCCAUUUUAUGUGGCCGUUUGCGGUGAGGUACGCGGCGCAUCAGCUCAACCUUCACCCCCGGGUCUCUCGGCCUGCGAUGUCCCCAGCCUUGCUGUGGACGGGGAAGGUUGGCGAUGCGUCUGUGUUCCGUGUCUGGGGAUCUCGGGCGUUUGUCCGCGACUUGUCUGCGGACAAGCUGUCCCCUCGUGCUGCUCCCUGUGUCUUCCUUGGCUUCCCCACUGACGCCCCAGGGUGGCAGUUUUACCACCCCUCCUCUCGUCGUGUUCUGUCCUCCCAGGACGUCACGUUCGACGAGUCAGUCCCCUUCUACCGUCUCUUCCCCUACCGCACUCCUUCCCUCCCCCCUCCCCCGGACUUCCUUGUGCCGGUUCCCCCCUCGGUAGACCCCCUCCCCCCUCAGGUUCCUGCCCCCUCAGGUGUGUCCCAGGUAGACGCCGUUGACCCGGUCGAGGUUAGUGGUGACUCUGGUGCUGCUGCGGGUGCUGAGCCUGGGGGUGCUGACUUUGGGGGUGCUGUGCGCGGGGGUGCUGAGCCUGGGGGUGCUACUGCUGGGGGUGCUGGGCCUAAGGGUGCUACUGCGGAGGGUGCGGAGCCUGGGGGUGCUGAGCCGGGGGGUGCUGUGCCUGGAGGUGGUGGGUCUGGGGGUGCUGAGUCGGGAGCUGCUGAGCCUGGGGGUGCUGAGCUGGGAGCUGCUGAGCCUGGGGGUGCUGCGUCUGGAGCUCCUGAGCCUAGGGUUUCUCCUGCUGCUGCGUCUCGCCGGGAGCCCCUCUCUCCACAAGAGCUGCGCGAGUGGUUCGCUCGCCGCUGGAGGCGUGCUGCUGAGUCUGGAGGUGCUGCUGGAGCUGGAGCUGGAGCUUCUUCGAUGGUCGAGGGUGCGGGUGCUGCCGGUCCUGGAGCUGCUGGACCUGCGGGUCCACCUGGAGCUGGAACUGCUGAGGGCGUUGGUGCUGAGCCUACUGCUGUUGGUCCUGCCGCUGGAGGUGUGGGUGGCGCUGGUGCUGUCGCUGAGGGUGCUGGUGCUGUCCCUGCUGAGUCUGGAGCUGCCGCGCGGCCUCGGCCGUACUUCGUUCCGCUCCUGCAGCAGGUUCUUGGUCUUUCUCCUCCAGUAGAGGGUCCACCGCCUGUCCAGUCGCAGUCCCAGCUGGAGCCUUCCUCUCCACUGCCUGCUCCCUCUCCUUACACUGGUCCUACUGGAGGUCUUGCUGAGCGUCAUGAGCCUGCGUCUCGUCCCGCGUCGCCUGUUCGUGCUGCUCGCGCUAGUGGUCGCAGUUCGCGUCAGCGUCCUCCUCCUGUCCCUGGCACCCACUGGAUGUCUUUGCGUCCGUCCACUGCUCCUCUGCAUGCCCCUUUGCCUUCUCCUCCUGAGUCCUCUCUUCCUGCGCUUGCCGACCCUGAGUCGGACUCUCUUCGUGCUGCCAGUCCUACUGUCACGCGUCUGCUUGCUACUGUCGUCACUGACCCCUCUUUUGAGUCCACUGCUGCGUCUGCUCUAGUCGCUGAGCUCGUCGACUUUGCUGCUCGCUGUCGUCUCGACUACGCUGCUAGUCUUGUUGCUGAGUCUGCGUCUGUCUGUCCUCCGUCCGUCGGGGGUGAGUGUGCUCUUGGCACGGACGUCCUAGAGGACAGGCAGGAGGAGUUACAGUGUCUAGCGGCUGCUUCACCUCGUCUCGCGUCUGUACUGCUUGCCCCUGAGGGAGACCCGGAUGCACUAGACAUCCCGACUCCGCGUUCUUACGCGGAGGCCGUAGAGGGUCCCUACUCCUCUCAGUGGCAGGCAGCUAUGGAUGCAGAGAUGGCUUCCUGGAAGUCCACAGGCACCUACGUUGACGCGGUUCCCCCUCCUGGGGCGAACAUCGUCAGUGGCAUGUGGAUCUUCAGGGUGAAGCGGCCGCCGGGCUCUCCACCUGUCUUCAAGGCACGGUACGUUGCUCGUGGCUUCAGUCAGCGGCAGGGAGUUGACUACUUUCAGACCUUCUCUCCCACCCCGAAGAUGACUACUCUUCGGGUGCUGCUGCACAUAGCCGCUCAGCGCGACUACGAGCUUCACUCUCUCGACUUCAGCACUGCGUUCUUGCAGGGUAGCCUGCACGAGGAGAUCUGGCUUCGCCGUCCACCUGGCUUCACCGGGACUUUCCCUCCUGGCACCCAGUGGAGCCUCCGACGGCCAGUCUACGGUCUCCGCCAGGCACCGCGUGAGUGGCACGACACACUGAGGACUACGCUUGCGGCCCUUGGGUUUGCUCCUUCUACUGCUGACCCGUCGCUGUUUCUUCGCACCGACACUUCCCUGCCGCCGUUCUACAUCCUCGUGUACGUCGACGACUUGGUCUUUGCCACAGCAGACACUGCUGGACUCGCCUACGUAAAGUCCGAACUGCUGAAGAGACACACGUGCACAGACCUGGGUGAACUGCGCAGCUACCUUGGCUUGCAGAUCACUCGGGACAGAGCACGCCGCACCAUUACCUUGACUCAGUCACACAUGGUGCAGCAGGUCCUUCAGCGCUUCGGCUUCACGUACUCCUUGCCUCAGGCCACUCCUCUGCCUACUCGCCACUCACUCUCAGCUCUGCCUUCAGAUGAGUCCGUAGAGUCGAGUGGUCCGUAUGCAGAGCUUGUUGGCUGCCUCAUGUACCUAAUGACCUGCACACGACCUGACCUUGCAUACCCUCUGAGCAUUCUUGCACGCUAUGUUGCUCCUGGGAGACACAGACCAGAGCACAUGGCUGCAGCAAAGAGGGUAUUGCGCUACCUGUGCAGUACGUCGGGCAUGGGGCUAGUGCUUGGAGGGCGGAGUCCAGUGGUCCUUACCGGCCACGCGGACGCUUCUUGGGCUGACGACCAGGCUACGCAGCGGUCGUCACAGGGUUACACCUUCAGCCUUGGUUCCGGCUCUGUCUCGUGGCGGUCUACUCGCUCGUCUUCGGUUCUCGGCUCCAGUUGUGAGGCUGAGAUCUACGCCGGGGCCAUGGCUGCACAGGAGCUUCGCUGGCUCACCUACCUGCUGACAGACCUUGGAGAGCCGCCUCGUUCUCCUCCAGUGCUGUACGUAGACAACAAGGCCAUGCUGGCCUUGUGUCGAGAGCAGCGCUUGGAGCACAGAACGAAGCACAUUACUCUCCGCUACUUCCUUGCUCGUGAGCUGCAGCAGCGUGGUCAGUUGCGACUUGCGUACGUGGCCUCUGAGGCCAACACUGCUGAUGUGUUCACCAAGGCACUCGCGCCUUGUGACCAUCAGCGCUUUUGCACCCAGCUGGGUCUUGUGCCUGUCUUGCCUCACUUGCUCUCCUCUUGA
This is a messenger RNA of Closterium sp. NIES-65, 5580 nucleotides long. NCBI's taxonomy places the organism in Eukaryota, Viridiplantae, Streptophyta, Zygnematophyceae, Desmidiales, Closteriaceae. The record is from the annotation of a GenBank genome assembly.